Molecule: messenger RNA, 1008 nt
Organism: Bipolaris zeicola 26-R-13
Lineage: Eukaryota; Fungi; Ascomycota; Dothideomycetes; Pleosporales; Pleosporaceae
Exons: 2
Coding region: 1-1008 (335 amino acids)
Source: RefSeq, a predicted model, not a curated record
AUGCUUGACAUUGAAGAUUUUGACGCAGUCUAUCGUGGCCUUAACUACAAUGAGGGCCUCGUACAAGAAAUUCAGUCAUAUCGAACUGCCCUUGGUGGUCGCACAUACUUUGAGCGGUUGCUAGCCCUCCUCCAGAUCAAAGGAAGCAAGCUGUAUCCGCCCAAAUCCCCGCAACAACUCCAGGAUCUCCAUCAGCGCAUCAUCUCCGCCGAGACAACAUUACACAACAAACAUUGCCUCGUCUUCUAUCUGCUCAAAGACCUAUCGCCACAACAUCAUGACACAACAGAACUUUCGGAGGCAUUCGCUAAGGACGUGCAUCUCGAGAAAAGGUUCUGGACAUUUGUUGAAGGGCUGUGGUUUCUCGAUCACCUUCAGUUCUCAACUGCGGUUGGGCACUUGACGCAUCCGAGCAUAAUACCGACAUUUCCAGACGAGAUUAUGCACACUCUGCUAACUGGGGGAGACAAGUUGAGCAGUCUGGGUAUGGGAGGUGGUCCCAAAGACGACGAACUGGCACUUGCAUAUUACAACUGUGUUAAACCACCGCUAGAGGAUGAAAAGACACGAGUCGAAUUCGCAAAGUAUCUUGCUGGUCGUAAUGUCACCGAUAUGUACGAUUGGAUCCACAACAGACCCGAAUUCGAGCAGAAGCCACUUCUCGAGAUCCUUAUCGAGGAGACGCUGGACCACAAUGCGUGGGCAGAUCGUUCAGAACACGAUGUGUACACGCGAGAUGCUAAGGCCUAUGAGCUGGUUAGCCUACCUUUUAGUAAGGAAGAAGAGGAGUUCAUUGAGAAAUUUCUCACCGAGGGCAGGGGGCGGACAUUUCCAAACGCUCAAGAUUUCGUGAUGAUGCGCAGAAUCGCUACAGGCAAGCUCGCAGAUGUCGCUUCUGAUGUAGCUACUCGUGGACGGAGAUUGGAUGGUGUGAACUGGGAUAUAUUGAAAGAUGGUGUAAAGAAAGGUUUGGGGCCCAGGAAAGAUGAAAAAGACUUCAUUGUCUGA